Molecule: messenger RNA, 903 nt
Organism: Perognathus longimembris pacificus (Pacific pocket mouse)
Lineage: Eukaryota; Metazoa; Chordata; Mammalia; Rodentia; Heteromyidae
Product: putative vomeronasal receptor-like protein 4
Exons: 1
Coding region: 1-903 (300 amino acids)
Biological process (GO): G protein-coupled receptor signaling pathway
Cellular component (GO): membrane
Molecular function (GO): pheromone receptor activity
Source: RefSeq, a predicted model, not a curated record
AUGAUUUGGAGUAACAUCAUUCAGAGGAUAAUCUUCCUUUCUCUUACUGGACCUGGAAUUGUGGGGAACAUCCUUGUAUUUGUGAGACAUGUGUAUGCUUUUGUCACAGGUCCUGAGAGAAAACCCAUAGACCUUAUCCUCAUCCACUUGACUCUUUCUAACGGAAUCAUUAUUUGUAGCACAGGGGUAAGAGAAAUAGCCACCGUUUUUUAUUUCAGAAAUUUUCUAGGUGAUGUUGGUUGUAAAACAGUGGUUUAUCUGGAAAGAGUGGCCCGAGGCCUUUCCAUCUGCACCACCUGUCUCCUCAGCAUGGUCCAGGCCAUCACCAUCAGUCCCAGAAGCAACCUGUGGAGAAAGCUCAAACCACAGACUGCAUGGCAAGUUCUUCCCUAUCUCCUCCUCUUUUGGGUCUUUAAUUCUCUGAUAAGCUCCAACUUACUCCGCUAUAUUACAGCCGUCAAUAGUACAACUGGAUCUGGACUUGUAAUGUACGUUGGCUAUUGCUAUAUGUUACCAUCUAUGCAAAUAGUUAGGUGGCUUUUCCUCUCCCUCAUGGCUGUGAGGGAUUUAUUUUCUCAAAGUCUCAUGGGCUGGAGCAGUGGGUACAUAGCUUUCCAUCUAUAUAACCAUCACAAGCGAGUCCUCUACCUUCAUAGCUCCAAGUUUGCAAACAAUUCCAGCCCAGAAAUCAGAGCUACUCUAAGUACCCUUGUUCUCAUGGCCUGUUUCCUUGUCUUUUAUUGGGCAGAUUUCAUUUUUUCCUUCUACACAGGUUCUAUUAUGACCUUUGACUCCACCAUAAUAAAUAUUAAAGUAUUUCUUGUUCUUGCUUAUGCUAGUCUUAGCCCCUUUGUUCUGAUCUUCAGAGAUGUUCGUGUUGCCAAGAACUGGUGUUCUCAAUGA